UGCACACUCCCCACCAUUUAAAGUAACUCCCCAACACACAAACUCUUCUCAGAAUACAGUCCUGUUUUCUACUUCUCCCUACAAAUUAAAGGAGUCCCAGAGAAAAAUUACUUUGUUUUCACAAAGAAAACAGUAUAAAAAUUUAUGGGUUUUUCCUCAAUGUCGAUCUUGUUCUACUUCGUUGUGACUAUAUUGUUUCAGUUUCAACUUUCUGAGUCUGCCACAGUAGACGUGGAUGGAGUUUCAGAAUGGAGAAAUCCUCAAGUUCAAGUUGGGGAUGCUGUCAUUUUCCAGCACAAAUAUCACUACAAUCUCUACAUUUUCCAGAGCCAAAAUGCCUUCAGUCACUGUGACUUUUCUCAAGCUAGACUUCUCACUAAACCCAACUCCACAUCUUACACUUGGCACACUUCACGACCUGGUUUCUUCUACUUCUCCUUCAACAAUGGUUCUAGCAAAGCAUGCUUAGGGGGUCAAAAGCUGGCUGUGAAGGUCAUAUUAUCACUGUCUCCAAAUUCUUCCCCUGAAUUGCCACCACCAACGGCAGCGCCACCUCUGAGCUCUGGCGGCAUUGUGGCAUCUUCUCCAGCAUUUCCUUGGCCAUUUCAGCCACGAGAAAGCGCUUCGCCAAGUCCUGCACCGAGUACUGUAGACCUUCCAGGCGGCGCCACCAGUCCUACAGCGCCGUAUAAAGAAGGCAUCCCAUUUAUCAACAGCAAUCCAGCUGUGCCUCUGCCCACAGGAGAGGUGGAUUCUGCCACCAUUCGCCCUUUGCCCACAAAUGGGGACAAUGCUAGACAGGUCCUGGGAUUUUCAAUUGUUCUAAAGGCUUUGAGUUUGAGUUGUCCAAUUUUGCUGAUGACGGUCUAGAGAGGUGCACUUGGUUUAUGUAUGAAAUUUUAGCUUUGAAUCUAAAGUCGCUUUAAGGUUGUCCUUGACCCUACUUUGGAAUCAUUAGAUUUAGCUGCUUACCACUUUGUUCUUUACACUUUAGUCUAUGCAAAGUAAUUGAUUACACCCUUUUCCUUUUUCA
Molecule: messenger RNA, 1033 nt
Organism: Olea europaea var. sylvestris
Lineage: Eukaryota; Viridiplantae; Streptophyta; Magnoliopsida; Lamiales; Oleaceae
Product: early nodulin-20-like
Exons: 3
Coding region: 145-870 (241 amino acids)
Source: RefSeq, a predicted model, not a curated record